AUGGUAUGUGUUGUAUUAGGUGUUAAUCCCCCUUUAGCUGUGUUUGAAGGAUUUAUUAAACAUAUAUGGGGCAAUUUGGGAAUAGAGAGAAUUGCUCAUAUGAAUGCGGGUCAUACUCUAGUCAAAUUUCGGGAUAAAGCAACUCGAGACAUGGUUUUGGAAUCAGGAGUGGUUCACUUUGACAGAAAACCUAUUUUACUGAGGCCUUGGUCGACAGAUCUUGAUAAGAUGAGGUUAGUGAAAUCAUUUCCGGUCUGGAUAAGACUGCUAGACUUGGGUCUUCAAUAUUGGGGUCUUAAAAGCCUGAGUGCUCUUGUUAGCACUAUAGGUAAGCCUAUGAUGAUGGAUAAGGUUACUAAGGAUAAGUCAAUGGUGAAAUUUGCUAGAGUUCUUGUGGAUGUAGAGAUAUCAGAUCAUAUCCCUCAAUGUAUCAAUUUUAUCAAUGAACGAGGUCAAUUGAUGGAACAGGCUAUAGAAUUUGAAUGGCUUCCUACUCGUUUCUCGUGUUGUAAGAGUUUAGGCCAUACUGCAGCUAGUUGUAAACAUGCUCAGGAGGCAGUCUGGAGGCCAAAGCAGAAGGUAUCUGGAUCUGAUAAUGGGGAACUCGGGGGAUCUACUGAAAUGUGUGAGCCAGGUGAUGAGGCUGGGUCUAAGGAAAUUCAUCAACCAGUAGCUGGAAAGGAUGCUCAGAAGGCUGGUAAGGGUGAGCAGAUGGAAGUUAUGGGAGAUCUGAAGGCUAGAAAGACAACACAGACAGUAACAAUUAAGGAAGCAAGUAGUUCUAUGACAGGGCAGGAGAUGAAAUGGUCUACCCCUAAAAAAGUGGGAGGUUCAAGGCAAAAUGUAUUAACUGCUAUGACAUUGAGAGCUAACAAAUACAGUAUUUUGCAGGAGAAUCAGAUAGAGGUUUCUCAGAAGUGUAUACAAGAGGUGCUUGUCUUGAAAGGUAAUAAGGUUGAGGAGAUGAUGAGAAAUGUUUUCUUGGGUUGGAAUUGGUAUAGUUGUCUGUCUCUGGAAGGAAGAAUUUUGUUAGUUUGGGAAGAAGAUAUAGUUUCUGUUACUGUUACUCAGUUGGUUGUUGGGGACUUCAAUGCAGUCUUUGAAUUUGAUGAUCCUAUUGCGGGUAGACCAGUAACUGAAAUGGAAGUGGAAGAUAGUCGUCUUUGGAGGGCUAAUGCUAUGUUGACUUUAUUACGUUCGAGUGGCUCUAACUUUACCUGGUCUAACAAGCAAAAGGAAGGAUCAAGAGUAUUCUCUAAAUUGAACAGAAUUUUCAUAAAUGAAUUGUGGAUUGAUGCCUUUCCUGAGUCAGAAGCUCGUAUAAACUGGGAUAUAAUUUCUGAUCACUGUUAUUGUAUCAUCAAAAUAGUUCAUCUUCAGGUGUCAGGGAUCAGACCUUUCAGAUAUUUUAAUAUGUGGGCUAAUCACAAGGAUUUUUGGAGUAAAGUCCUUGGUAACUGGUCAAAACCGACUGGUGGUAAUGGAUUGCAGCAGAUUAUACAGAAGUUAAGGAGGCUCAAAUCUGUGUUGUAUCAGUUUAAUAAGAUGCAAGUAGGAGAUGUAGUCCAGCAACAUGCUGCUGCUAAACAGAAGUAUGAGCAGGCCCAGUUCUUGUUGCAGUAG
Messenger RNA from Humulus lupulus (European hop), 1623 nucleotides. RefSeq lists its product as uncharacterized. The record is from RefSeq and is a predicted model, not a curated record. NCBI's taxonomy places the organism in Eukaryota, Viridiplantae, Streptophyta, Magnoliopsida, Rosales, Cannabaceae. The transcript is spliced from 3 exons. Bases 1 to 1623 code for a protein of 540 amino acids.